Messenger RNA from Choloepus didactylus (southern two-toed sloth), 3111 nucleotides. RefSeq names its product junctional adhesion molecule 3 (gene JAM3). Gene Ontology annotation, biological process: angiogenesis; cell adhesion. Gene Ontology annotation, molecular function: protein heterodimerization activity; protein homodimerization activity. The record is from RefSeq and is a predicted model, not a curated record. Lineage: Eukaryota; Metazoa; Chordata; Mammalia; Pilosa; Megalonychidae. Bases 8 to 1003 code for a protein of 331 amino acids. The transcript is spliced from 9 exons.
CCGGCGCAUGCGUGUCGGGAGGCGCGCCCGCCGCGCCGCGGGCCCCUCAGCUCCCCUCGAAAUGGCGCUGAGGCGGCGGCCAGGACAAGCGCUCCGCACUCCCACCGCCGCGCUGCCCGCUGCGCUGCUGUUCUUGCUUCUCAGGGGCUGCUUGAUAGGGGCUGUGACUCUCAAAUCCAGCAACCCGAACCCAGUGGUACAGGAAUUUGAAAGUGUGGAACUGUCUUGUAUCAUUAUGGAUUCACAGACAAAUGAACCCAGGAUUGAAUGGAAGAAAAUUCAAGAUGACCAAACAACAUAUGUGUUUUUUGACAACAAAAUUCAGGGAGACUUAGCAGGUCGUGCAGAAGUAUUGGGGAAAACAUCCCUGAAGAUUUGGAACGUGACACGGACAGACUCAGCUCGUUACCGCUGUGAGGUCGUUGCUCGAAAUGACCUCAAAGAAAUUGAUGAGAUUGUCAUUGAGUUAACUGUGCAAGUGAAGCCAGUGACUCCUGUCUGCAGAGUACCCAAGGCCGUGCCCGUUGGCAAGGCGGCCACGCUGCACUGCCAGGAGAGCGAGGGCUACCCGCGGCCUCUCUACAGCUGGUACCACAACAACGUGCCGCUGCCCACAGAUUCCAGGGCCAACCCCCGAUUCCGAAAUUCCUCUUUCCUCUUAAACUCGGAAACAGGCACUCUGGUGUUCAGUGCCGUCCACAAGGAGGACUCCGGGCAGUACUACUGCAUCGCUUCCAACGACGCAGGCUCGGCCAGGUGUGAGGAGCAGGGCAUGGAAGUCUAUGACUUGAACAUUGGUGGGAUUAUUGGGGGGGUCCUGGUCGUCCUUGUUGUCCUGGCCCUGAUAACAUCGGGCAUCUGCUGUGCAUACAGACGCGGUUACUUCAUCCACAACAAACAGGAGGGAGAAAGCUACAAGAACACAGGGAAGCCAGAUGGUGUCAACUACAUCCGGACAGAUGAUGAGGGCAACUUCAGACACAAGUCAUCCUUUGUGAUCUGAGAUGUGACAGCGUGGCUGCGAGCACAUGCAAAUACCUCCAUUAGCAACUCUGAUCAAGGGCAACCUAGGAGCAAAGUGCACUUGGAAAGAGCUAGUUCUUCAUGCAAAAGCUUUUUUUUUUCUUUCCCAGCCAAAGUUGACUGCUGCUCCUUUCUUACUUUAUAACAAGCCACAUAAAUAAAUAAUUUUCCUCAAGAUGGGCAUAGUGAUCACAAGAAAGGACACAGAAUUAGUUCAUUGAUUCCCAAUAUGUUUCUGGCAUGAUCCCACAUAGCAUCAGGGUGAUUUUAAAUGUCUUGCUCACAUAGACCCGCCUGUGCUAGGGCCCUGUGGAAACACAAACGUGAUUUACUUGCCAUUGUCAUCUGCGCACUGAUACUGCGUGAGGGUGGCAGGGCAGCUGACCAGCCUCAUCCUGGGGCCCGGUGUGAGACUUACCACACAGGACUCUGGAGCAGCCAAGUUGGAAUCAGAUGGACCCAGAGAAGAGGCUUUUUAUGCAGUUAACUUGUUUUAAAUUGGCCCACAGACAGCACUGCACAACUUUUUAAAAUCUUUUUGAUCAGUGUUGUCGUGGCCAUCUUGGAAAAUUUUUUUGGAUCAGCAUUUUGUAAAAACAACCCAAAUCAGGAAGGUAAAUUGCUUGCUGGAAGAAGAGGUCUUCUUUCCUGCAGGGACCCUGCUUAUCCAUGGAGGCUUUCAGUAGUUACGGGAAUCCUUCAUCUUAGGCUGAAUCUGAAUGGUACUGAAACAACGUUCUGUUUUUCUAUGGGUGGGUCUUGUUUAUUUUAUAAAAACUUACAUUCUAAAUUUUUGCUAAAGAUGUAUUUUGAUUAUUGAAAAUUUCUAUUUAAACUGUAAAUAUGUUGUCAUACAGUGUUAAAUGACAUAUUUUUUUAAAAAAAGUUCAACUCAAGGUGAGUUCCAAGCUAUAGUGUUAAAUUGGAAAAUAUCAAUAAUUAGAAUAUUUUACCCAAGGAAUUGUCUUAAAGAGGCUUACUGGAACAUUCCUUUUUUCCAUAUACGUUUUAGCAUUUUUCACAAGAAAACUUAACGUAUUUAUACAUUUGACUGCUGUUGCUUAAGAAACCUUUAAAAAAUUCUGAUUGAGCAAAAUUAAAAUCGCUUUGCUGCUCUCCGAAAGAAACAUAAGGAGCUCUCAGGUUAGCUUUGAACUGCCGCUUCCUCAGAUUAUGGAAACUACCUAUGCUCAGAGACCAUCUGGAAGCAUCCAGGCCCUAACCACUUCAGCUGUCUCCUGGGCUGAGCCACAGCUCACUGCUCUGCACUGCCACUGGCUGCUGACUUGGAAGUGCUGCCAAAGAGCCCACUUUGAUUUCAAAGCCCUGACUAUGGCUUUAUGUUCUGAUUAGCUUUAAUAUUGUUUUCCACAUACCAUGCAGCACUCAGUUCAUUCCAGGACAGUUUUAAGGUGGACACUUCUGGAAAGUUGGGUGUUUUCCAUGUGGCACCCAAGCCUUUGGGUUCCCUGACAUUAGUAUGACAAGUUUUUUUUUUUUGGUUCUGGAUGGUUCAGGAAACAAAGCAGCUACUGCUAUUUGUGUUUUAAGUCCAUUUUAAUUAUUUGUACAUCUCAUACAACUAUCCAUGGCCAAGGGCCAUUGUGAAACAAAAUCUGUCAACUACAAUAUUUUUUUAAAGAAAAAUGAAUUCCAUUAUUUCUCUUUGCUAUGAAGAAAGCACUCUGACACCACAGGUUCUCUGCCUCCCUUCCUAAUAAACCAUAAGAAGGUGGCAGUGGGCCCAGCCUUUUGAAGACAAUAUUAAGAUAGUGCAGUCUGGGUAAAAACACCUGGUGGUGAGGAAAGUGAAAUACCUGAAUCAAAAGGUUUCUAAUUUUGAUUUUAAAUUUCCAUCUGCCUGAGAUACCGCUCACUGUGGGGGACAUUAGAAACAUCAUUCAGAGGCCUUUGUUCAAGAGCAGAGGCCCCACCUUGAAUCCAUUGCUGUGGUACACUCACGAUGUGAAGUGGUUUGAAUUCAGCAAGGAGCUUCUCAAAAAGAGCAACUCUAAUUCCACUGUGUGCUUGAAGGACAAUUUUUAUGUAGAAUGUAGUCAUCUUGUGAUUAAACUUUCAGUGUCUUAA